Molecule: messenger RNA, 7628 nt
Organism: Danaus plexippus (monarch butterfly)
Lineage: Eukaryota; Metazoa; Arthropoda; Insecta; Lepidoptera; Nymphalidae
Gene: Rbp
Product: RIMS-binding protein 2
Exons: 21
Coding region: 607-4947 (1446 amino acids)
Biological process (GO): neuromuscular synaptic transmission
Molecular function (GO): protein binding
Source: RefSeq, a predicted model, not a curated record
AUUAAAAGAUAACUAACUGAGUGUCUUUUUAACGUUAUUUAUGAUGUCUGUUAAGUGGUGUUUAAUUAGUGGCAUAUGAAAGGGUGGUUUCGGUGUCGGCUCAAUAAUAAUGUGCGAGUCGAGUGCUGCUGCUGCUCCAUUCAGUAUCUACGGCGGCGGCGCGCGUCCUCGUCUCGCUACAGGGCGCCGCGCCUCGCGCAAGCGCCCGUCUAUCGAGCGGCAUGUGCCACUCGCAGCCGACCGCUCCACCCGACAGAAUCACUCUUUUUUAUUUUCCCUCCGAACGUAGCACGGCGACAUCCCAAUUCUAACUGAAAGCACGCUUGAUAACAACCGUCCCGUUCGACUAUUGUACUCCCAGAUCUUUCUCGCUUACGUUACUAUAAGAUCGAAUACAAAAUGGCAGGGUCUUACGGAUCCCUGAACAGAGCGCGAUCCAUACUCUGACCGGACGGUCGUGAUCUCGGAUGGUAUAUGUCUCGUUGUAUGAAUGUUAUGUAAGUUCGGUACGGUGACCGCGAGUAGGUGUAUCCGUAACGUCCAGUAACGUCGCCGGUGCAGUGAACUUUGGAGCCCAUGUAACGUACUCGGACUGCCAUUAGCACAAUGAGCGGGUACGGUAUGUCGAGCGGUGGGGACUCUGACACGCUGUCUCGAAGGCUGCGUGAGGCGGAGCGCGCUCGAGCUGAUGCUGAGAGAGCGCACGCGGACGCACUUGCACAUCUUCGGGCGGCGCAGCGCACGCCGCACGACUCACACAACGUAGAACAGUUACAAUCUAGAGUUAGAGAACUAGAGAAAAAGGCGGCAUUAGAAACGGUUCGUUGCGAAGAACUGCAGUUGGAGCUGUCGGCAGCGAUGCGUGCUCGUGGCACCACGACUACGGCAACCUGGUCGACGCCUGUGACUCAGCCAGCUUCCGAAAUCGAGAGGAUUAUGGCUAAAAUUGAACAAGAUAACCGGAUUUUAGCUGAAUUGGAGCAUUCUAGAUCUACAACUCAUGGGAUUCAAACAAGCGGAUCUAAUCAAGCGUUGGGAGAGUUUCAGUCGCCGACACCAUCUCCUUUGCCUCACUCAUAUACAAGCACCUCUGGCCACGUGGUGCUCUGUCAGAGCAACACGAUGCCUACUCUCUCUUCUCUACACAACACUUCCCACUUCACCGCUCCCAGCUCUAAUACAGUGGCGUAUUCUAUGAGUGCUCAUAAUCCUACUUCUUAUUCUAAUCCAGUCCCAGCUACUUACGGUCUGUCUAACGCUCAUCAAGUUACUUUCACGAAUCCAGUAACUGCUCCUCUCGUUAACAAUAUAAGUCAAAUUUCGAGCACUCUUGCCGGUCUUCAAUCUAAUUUACAAAACAUCACUGGCAAUAUGUCCGGGAUGAAUUUGGGUAGCACAUUAGUCGGCCCAGCGAUUAGUGGUACCUUAACAGGAGCAGGACUUUCUAGCUGUCUUAAUAACCAACAAACAAAUUUAUCUGGAGGUCUUACAAGCACUCUUGCUGGAAUUCAAUCAAAUUUGAGCGGUUCAUUAGGAAACCCACUAUCUAAUCUCACAGGAACUGGACAAAUCGGAAAUCUUAAUACAAGUUUGACUGGCACAAAUGCAUAUGGAACGGGCGUAGGGACCUACACGAAUCCAUUAUUAUCCGGUGGUCUAGGAACAAACACAAUGAAUAUUAAACUAAAACCCAUUGAUGAAAUAGACCUUGGCUUAAGCAGAUAUGGUACUAAUCCGCCUUUAGUUAGAGCUACCACACCAGUAACACCGCACCAACCCUCUUGGAAUUUAGGAAUAGAUAGCCAAUUUGGAACUGAUAGAAUAGGAAAUAUGGAUACCUUUAUUCAUGAUCGAGGUCCGAGAGCCAUAAGACUUUUACCAAAUAAUAUGUUGGACGUAGAUGUCCGAAACACGCAUUACAUGAAUGGUGGCGCAUCCUCUGAGCCACAAGUUGAUAUGCUAGACAUUCCAGGAAAAGGUCGUUGCUGUGUUUAUAUUGCUCGAUUCUCCUAUGAUCCGCCAGAUGUCGAGACCUCGGAAGGAGAAUUAUCUAUUUGCACCGGAGACUAUUUACUGGUUUGGGGUCCACCGGAUACCAAUGCAACAAUGCUUGAUGCUGAGCUGUUAGACGGUCGUCGAGGUCUUGUUCCAGCAAAUUUUGUACAACGUUUAGUUGGUGACGAUCUCUUAGAAUUUCAUCAAGCCGUAAUAGCUACUUUGCGAGAUGCUGAUGAAACUGCUACUACAGCAAUAAGUGACAUGUCGCUUAGCAGGGAUGUGGCUCGUCUCAGUGAAAUGGCUGAUAUAAGCGAUGGUCCAGAAGAUGAUGACAAUGUGCCAGCGCCGCGUCAGCUGACCCUGGAGCGGCAACUCAACAAGUCCGUGCUCAUCGGCUGGACGGCGCCGGAGGGUGUGCAACAAGCCAACAUCGACAGCUACCAUGUGUACGUUGACGGCGUGCUCAAAACUACAGUCAAGGCAACCGAGCGAACUCGUGCUUUGGUCGAAGGAGUAGAUGCGAAUCGACCACAUCGCAUUAGCGUCCGAUCAGUAACAGUCACUAGACGCACGUCGAGGGACGCCGCAUGUACCAUGGUCAUAGGCAGAGACACUGGAAAUAUGGGACCCACUUGUGUUAGAGCGAGUGGAGUAACUUGCUCCCAAGCUGUAAUUUCUUGGCUUCCAGCUAACUCAAACCACCAACAUGUCGUGUGCGUCAAUAAUGUUGAGGUACGAACUGUCAAGCCGGGUGUUUAUCGACAUACAAUAACGGGUUUGUCCCCAAGCACACAAUAUCGAGUUACGGUCAGAGCUAAGCAUUUACGAGCAGGUCCACCAGGAGUACCUAUUGAAGAAGCACCUGGAGCUUACACUGAUUUUAGAACAUUACCUAAAGGGCUGCCGGAUCCACCAAACGAAAUAAUGGUGGAGGCCGGGCCACAGGAUGGCACUCUACUCGUGACGUGGCAACCUGUGCUGCGACCACCCGCUUCCGGGCCCGUCACCGGCUAUGCGGUAUACGCUGACGGCAAGAAGGUCACGGACGUCGAUUCCCCCACCGGAGAUCAUGCUCUCAUCGACAUCGGCAAAUUGAUCGGCCUCAAUCCCAAAUGCGUUACUGUGAGAACCAAGUCGCGAGACAGUCAAUCAAGUGACAGUGCUCCAACACCGAUACCACCAGCUGUGCUUCGAGGAGUGGUAUCUAGAGUGCCACGUGGUUCAGGUCAAGGGCCGACUUCAGGUCCAAAUCAGCCAACUCCCGGUUUCAGAAACCAAAGACCUCAGCCAUAUCAACAACAUCAGCAAGUUAUCGAACACGACGAAAAUCUGUCGGAUAAGGAAAUUUUUCCAACUACAAAUCGCCAUGAGGGUCAAGCAGCUCAGCCUACGAGCGGAUUCGGCACAGGCCUUCUAAAGAGUAUAUUCGACAAAAUAACCCCUUCGCAAUCCGGGAUACCGGCCAUCGAAAUCACUAAAGAGGGAGCCGUGGAGGCCAGUAGCGAGGACGAGGAACCACGCCGCCGCCCGCAGCAGCCGUCCCAACCUGCUCAAGCGUCGCAACCGCCUUCGGGUCAGCAGUACCCGAAUACACAAGCCUACCAUGGCACGCAGCAACCCCCCUAUCAACAGGGAGGCCAGUUCCCAAGUAAUCAGCCAAGCCAAUAUCCCGGCCAACCGCAGCAGUAUCAGAACCCUCCACCCCGAAAUCAUCAUGAAAGAGGGCGCCCUCCAAAUCCUCACCAGCAAUUACAACAACAACAAAUGCAACAAGGCCCUAUGCAGCAAUAUGGUCCACGAGGAGGUCCUCCAAUGGCUCCUAGAGGCCCCCAACCUGGUCAUCGUCCUCCACAAGGACACCCUCAAUCUAAAAGAAGUAGAUUUUUCAUCGCUCUUUUUGACUAUGAUCCGGCUACUAUGAGUCCAAAUCCCGAAAGCUGCGAAGAAGAAUUGCCCUUCAGCGAAGGAGACACGAUAAAGGUUUGGGGUGACAAGGACGCAGAUGGAUUUUAUUGGGGUGAAUGUCGUGGCCGACGGGGCUAUGUACCUCACAAUAUGGUAGUAGAAGUUUCUGAACAGGAAGCCACCGGUCAGGCCGCAGCCAAGCCUCGGGAUCGUUGGACGGAAGCUUACGCUAACCAGCCCGUGCGAAGAAUGGUUGCCUUGUACGACUAUGAUCCUCAGGAGCUCAGCCCUAAUGUCGAUGCUGAUGCGGAGUUGAGUUUUCAAACGGGUCAAAUUAUCCACGUUUAUGGAGAAAUGGACGACGACGGAUUUUAUAUGGCAGAGAUCGACGGUGUCAAGGGUCUAGUGCCCAGCAACUUCCUUACUGAUGCUAAUGACAAUUAUGGACCACCGGGACAAAGUAGCCAAGGUAUGAUGGGCGGCGGUAGAACCGGUAUUCCGGGUACAAGUAUGCCUGUCGGGGGACAAGGCCGUGGGCGAGGGGUACCACCCGGGCCUGGGGCUCGCGGUCCUCCUCCUCCGCCACGCGAAAACGUAGCCCCUGCACCCAGAAACCAUCAUCGCAAAACAGAUGCCUGCCCUCUUCCCCCUUCUCAGUUAGACCACAACACAUGCGCCAGUAUUCCAGAACAGGCGAAUUCUCAGGGGAGGGGGAGAGGCGCGGUGAGCGCUCCUCAAGUGAGCACGAUCGCGCGCACGAGCGCUGGUAAUGUGAGCACGCCGACCGUGCAGUCUCCAGGAUCGGCCGCCAUUACCGGCAUGCCGCCCAUCGGCACAACGACGGCCGUCAGCACGUCGCCCGCCCGUCGAGGCGGGCCUGCUGUCGUGCCAGCACCGACCGCUCAGCCAACAACACAAGCCCCGCCUCCGACCACUCAGCCCAACCUCAUGCAGAAGUUCUCCGAGAUGACUGCCCCCGGUGGUGACAUUCUCAGCAAAGGGAAGGAGCUCAUCUUCAUGAAGUUCGGACUCGGUGGAAAAUAAUGUCAGCGUCGUGGCCUCUGGAGCUCCAAUGUUUGGAUCAUAUUGCCCACUAUUUAUUUGUAACGCCGUUGAGGCGAAGAGUUCUGCUGCUGUUAAAGGCUUUAUGACUUGGCCGAGUUUUAUAAAGAUUUUUGUUUUUUAUUUAGGCAAUUCGAUUUACCCUUAUUCGAUUUAACGUAAGAUAUGUAAAUAAUUAAACAUUAACAUUCAAUAAACGCACAGUUUAGUGGAUAUUCAAAUAUUUAGAGGUCUCGAUAGUACGCACGGUUGAUGAUUAUACACCUGAAGUUAUAGUUAUGUGUAAUGUUUUCUAUCUUUCUGACCUGUGUCCGUAUGUUAGAUUAGUUUAUAAGAAUAUUGAUUAUGUUGUCGAGGAGCCGCCGAAUCCGGAACGUUCCAUAAUCAAAUAGUAACAUUUAAUAUCUUCUAAGCAAAAUAUGAACUCGCGGUUCCUCAGCAAUACUCUUCUAAUCUAUUUUGUUUCGUAUAUAAGUACGAAACGUUUUAUUGUAUGCGAAGUUGUCUGACUAUUACUUCUGAAACUUUGUUAUUGGACUGCAAGCGUAACUUUUUAUAAAGUACCAGUUAUAUCCGCUAGAGAUUCGUUCCUUUAAAAUUAAUAUAUGUUUGAUUUUAAUUGGAUGUGAGAAUAAAGUGCAUAAAGCAGGAAUCGUUUGGCCCACAAGAGCUAGGUAAUUUUUGGGUAGCCACCGUCCUGGAAGCCCAUAUUCAACUGGACAAUCUUGGCAAUAAAAAAUAGAAUGUGUGAUCUGAUUAUUUGUUUCAAAUGUUUAUGAUAAUGUUGGAUGAGUAAUAAAUUUUACAUAUAAUAUAUUAAGAAACAAAUGUUGUAAUCAAUGUUCACGACAUUUUUUUGUAACAAUACGAAUAAUAUCAGUCUAUGUUCAUAUUACACUUAAACGAUUCAUUACACAACAAAUGCAAGUCAUUUUAAUGGUAAGGUUUUUCUGUAAAUUCAUACGAAAUUCCCUUCACUAUAAAGUAAAUAUUCUGUGAUAGUAGACGUGUUACCAUCUAUCUCAUUAAAUAUAAUUAAUUGCGUCACAUUUUCACUUAGAAUGUCGAUAUCAAUAUUGAAAUAACAUCUCAGAAGUUGAAUAAUUAUAAAUAUAAAUCUAAAUAUAUACCAGCAAUAAUAUUUUAACACACAAUGAUUUAAUAACGAAUAAUAUCCAAUAACUUAAACACAGUCUUUCUUGUCGUAAUCACUGCGUAAUAAAGACGCUCGCAAUUUAGGGAAACAAACACACAUUAAAAAAAAAACACUAAGUUAUCUACUUUUCGGUAUUGGCUAUUAAAAUAACUUUAUAUUGAAAUUGUUAAAAUAUUUUUGGAUUUAAAUUUAUUUAGUUAAACAAUUGAAAACCAUUCAAGCAAAAAAAAAACAAGGAACAACAAAUGCAAAGUUAAUGUAUGGAGCCACUAUAAGACUGCUUGCACCUGUGUAAUUACUUUAACAUUUCUUAUAUUAUAUUAACUAAUAUUAAAAUAUUUAAUGAAUGUUUCAAAUUUCCAGAUGCAAGAUAUCUGAUAGGCUUAGCAAUAUAUUGCUUAAGAUAAUCUCCGUCAACAGGAAUUAUAUGUUGUAAAACAUUGAUAUUAAAAACAAAAUCAAUGACACAUUCAAAGACCAAUAGAAUAUCUGUUGACGGAUGUCAUCUCACCGCUCCUUCACUAUCCAUUGCCAAAUCAUCGUAAUUUAAUAAAUUCAAUUCAAUCUCAUCACGAAACAAAUCAUCUGUGAGAUAUAUGACAAUAUAAAUCAAUGUAUUUACGAUUUAAUGGUAUUUCCUUGCAAUGGUUAUGCAAGGGGCGGUGAUAUUUAUUCACUAUCAAGUGCGUCACGUUCAAACUAUAUACCUGUAUCUCGUUGUUGUAAAUAUUGUUCGAUAAGGUUGCUUCAAAUGUAGUCUAUUUCGAUGCUCACUUCGUACAAGGGAUUCUCUAUUAAGUCCUUAUAAUCGCUUAUCUAUCCAACGACAUUCGAAUAUUUUAAUCUUUUCACGUAUAUAUGUAAAAGAAAUUAGCUUGAAAUUGUUAGUAACUUACCAUUUAUAUUUAUAACAUGUUUAGCCGUGCUGUUUAGUCCACAUUGAUCUUAAGGCGGUUCUACAAUGCGGGUUACGUGAAGAUAUCAAAGUGCACUUUACAUACGAAACAAAUAACGAACCAAAUUAUACUCUUGAAUGUUUUGUAAUAAAUUAAUACGAUAUCUUGAAUGUUACAAUUAUUUAACAUAACUUCGCAAUAUACUAUUGAUGGAUAAUUUAAUUAUCUUUAUGUGCCUGCAUUGUAUGAAUAUAUAUGUUUUAUUUGGUUGUACAUAAUCGUGUUCUUUAUGGUAUACCCAUAUAGCUCGACAGGCUACAUAUCUACCUAUAAGUGUAUGACCUGAAUUGAGUUUUUUUUUCUAUUAAUCAUACUUCUAGUAUAAUCUAACAGCGUUCAAAGUUGUUCACUUGUUUAUAAAAUUGUUGAUCUGUAUCCAUAUCUCUUAACACAUGUACCUACGUGUAUGGUUAUUUAUACAAAUAUAAAUAAUUAUUGAAUAUUAAUCGUGCAAUCAUUAUUUAAUACGACGACUUGUAUAUUGUAUUAAACCUCUUGAAAUGUACCAAAUAUUCUGCGACUAAAUAAAGGAUACAAACGACGCUUCUUUA